AUGGCCAUUAAUAACAGGACAUUAAAGGAGUUGGCUGCUCCUAAUUUGAACCAACAGUCUUUAUGUAUUGAGUACCCUAAUUUAGAUGCUACUUUUGAGUUAAAAUCAGGACUCAUACAUUUGUUGCCUACUUUUCGUGGUCUUGCAGGUGAGGAUCGUCAUAAGCAUUUGAAAGAAUUCCAUGUGGUGUGUUCAAGCCUGAAACCACAAGGAGUGACAGAAGAACAAAUUAAAUUGCAUGCUUUUCCAUUCUCACUAGCUGAUGCAGCAAAGGAUUGGUUGUUUUACUUACCUCCAGGUUCUGUAACUACAUGGACAGGGAUGGUCAGAUUGUUUCUUGAUAAAUUUUUCCCUACUUCACGAGCUGCUAGCAUCAGAAGGGAGAUAUGUGAAAUAAGGCAAAAAGAUACAGAAACCCUUCACGAGUAUUGGGAAAGAUUUAAAAAAUUAUGUGACAACUGUCCUCAACAUGGAAUUUUUGAACAGCUUCUCAUUCAGUAUUUCUAUGAAUGGCUACUACCUAUGGAGAGGGAAAUGAUGGAUGCAGCUAGUGGAGGAAAUUUGCAACAAGUCAAAGCUUGUGGAAUUUGUGCUGCUACUGGUCAUCCAAAGAAUAUGUGCCCUACACUUCAAGAAGAUUCUUUAGAGCAUGUCAAUGCAGAGACAAGAACAAGCAUCAAGCAAUUGGAGAAUCAAAUUAGUCAACUAGCAACAUCAGUGAGCAGGCUUGAAGCUCAAGGUUCUGGGAAAUUACCUUCCCAAACAGUAGUAAAUCCUCGAGAAAAUGUAAGUGUCAUUAUGUUGCGAAGUGGAAAAGAAUUUGACAUCCCUGUUCAGAAUCCUAUAGAAUUGGAUAAGAAGACUCAAAAAGAAGAGGCAGAAAAUGAGGCGAUAAUCUCUUCUAAGGUAAUCUCUCAAACAAUUGUGCAUAAUUCUGAUAAACCUAAUCCUCUUCCUUUUCCUAGCAGGUUAUCUAAAUCUAAAAAGGAAGAUCAAGAAAAGGAUAUCUUGGAGAUUUUUCGAAAGGUAGAAGUGAACAUUCCUUUAUUGGAUGCCAUUAAGCAAGUCCCAAGGUAUGCAAAAUUUCUCAAGGAAUUGUGCACCAACAAGAGGAAGUUGAAAGGUAAUGAGAAGGUAAGUAUGGGAGAGAAUGUUUCAGCCAUCCUUCAAAAGAAAUUACCUCCCAAAUGCAAGGACCCAGGUAUGUUCACUAUCCCUUGCAAAGUAGGUAAUGUUAAGAUUGAGAAAGCAAUGUUAGAUCUAGGAGCUUCAAUAAAUGUCAUGCCUCUUUCUGUUUAUUCAUCUUUGAAUAUUGGUCCAUUGAAAGAAACAUGUAUGACUAUUCAACUUGCUGAUAGAUCUAAUGUGUAUCCUGAGGGAGUUCUUGAGGAUGUUUUAGUGCAAGUUAAUGAAUUGGUUUUUCCUAUUGAUUUUUAUGUACUUAACAUGGAAGAAGAUGACUCAUCUAAUCUAGCACCAAUCUUAUUAGGGAGACCAUUUAUAAAAACAGCAAGGACAAAGAUUGAUGUUCAUGAUGGUACCCUUACCAUGGAGUUCGAUAGGGAGAUUGUGAAAUUUAAUAUAUUUGAUAACAUGAGGUACCCUAAUGAUGUUCAAUCUACAUUUUCUAUUGAUGUGGUUAAUGUUUUUGUACAGGAGACUUUUGAGUUGAGACAUGAGGGCAAGAGGAAGGUAAGGACAAAGGAUAAGAAAAAGGACAAGACAAAGGCAUUUCAAGAUAGAAUGGUUGCUAGAAAGCAAUUUGUGUUUGGACAAAAAGUUUUACUUUACAAUUCAAGACUCAAAUUAAUGCCAGGUAAGUUACGUUCUCAUUGGAUUGGUCCUUUUGAAGUUACUAACGUAUUUUCUUAUGGUGCAAUUGAGGUACAAAGCCUAGGAACUAAUAAGGUGUUUAAGGUCAAUGGGCAUAGGCUUAAGCCAUUUCAUGAAGGUUUUCAGGAGCAAACUGUGGAUGAAGUGCAAUUGAGAGAUCCAACUUAA
Molecule: messenger RNA, 2001 nt
Organism: Diospyros lotus (date-plum)
Lineage: Eukaryota; Viridiplantae; Streptophyta; Magnoliopsida; Ericales; Ebenaceae
Exons: 3
Coding region: 1-2001 (666 amino acids)
Source: RefSeq, a predicted model, not a curated record